AGCUAAAUGCACAAUAAAAAGAAGAAAUAUCUUAUAAAAAGUGACUCAAAUGGAGGAAAAUAUAUGAUAAAUCUCAGAAGAUCUUCCGAUUUUGCUAAUUAUAAACCAGAACAACCUUCUAUCAAAAUAAAUAUAAUAGGAUCUUCAAAUCCUUUCUAUAAAGAAAAGAGUCGAAUAAACUCAGAAUGAGACAAAGAGAGCUUGAUAGUUAAUAAAUCGGCCUCUCAUCUUACACCUGAAAAGAAUUGAUUCAGUUCUUCAAAGCCUAAGAAAGAUAACGUAGUAGUAAUAACCUCUAAAGUUGCCUCGAAAAAUUCAUCUGCAAUUCAGAUAGAUCUAAAAGAGCCAAGCUCUUGGAAAGAUGAGCAUAAAGGAGAGUUAGAGGCUAAUGCUAUACUUGAUCUUAAAUAAAACGGGAUGGAAAGAGUUAAAAUCACAACUAAAUUUAUAUAGCCAAAUAAAAGGCAUCCACCAAGAUGUAAAAGAGCUUCCUUCAGAUUUAAAAUUUAAAUCAAAGCCGAUUGUUAAGUGCAGGACAAAGAAAAUUCAAAAACACUUAAAAGAAAAGAGAGCAAACACCUCAAGGUUUAAGUCCUCAGAUCCUCAUUGCAAAAGCAAUAUGGGAUAUCUGGGAGGUAAAGAGCUGACUACCCUUGCUCAGCCUUUUGCUAUGCCUAAAGGAACUCAAAAUGUACCCUUCAGAGAAAUUCUGAGACUAAAAUACUUCUUCAAAGAUUUAAAGAAAAUGAAUAAAAAUAAAACUGCUAAUAACCAAGCUUCUAGAAAUAGAGUAUUUGCUGCUUAUAUCCCUAAGCAGAUAGAUUCUCCCCCGAAAAUAAAUCAGUAUAAUCAAGUUCCCAAGAGGCGUACUCUUGUUGAAAAUAUUAUGCUGAAGGAUAUGAACUAUAAUGAACAGAGGGUAACUGAAGACAACAAUACCCCUUCUGCACAUAAAUAAACUAGCAGCUAAAAUAUCCAAACCUGUAAGAUCUCAGACCAGAGCAUCUCAUAGCGGCUUUCCACAAAGAAAUUCUAUCGGGGCUCUCAAGAUGUUUACUCCUAGAAAAUUGAUAAAAGCAUCCAAUAAGGAUGCUUCUUCUGAGAAAAAUCCAAAAUGGAAGCAAUUUAUAGAGAAAAAUAGCAAAAAUAAUCCUGAACAGCUUUCUCUCCAAAGUAUCUUGCAAUCUAAUAAAGAGAAAUAAAGCACCUGGAUAUAGAUUCUUACCUGAUGUUUCAUCAGAUUCUUUCCAAAAUGAAUAUUUGAAUACGAAAAUGAUAAAGAAAAGGCUGAAUACAUCCAGCAAUAAAUUUUAUCAUACAGGGGAAAAGUUUAGCACCAGUCAUGCUAAGAUUGAUCCAAUGAUGAUUAAUACCUCAAGAAUAUCACAGGCUAGUAAGACUAGCAUUGAGUUUAUUAUUUCACAGAAUAAGCAGUUGUUGAGCAAAAGAAUUAACUCUAAUGUUCAAAAUACAAGGAAUUCAUAUUCCACUAUCAAUUAGAUUAAAUUAUUUCAACUCAUUG
Moneuplotes crassus is the source of this 1522-nucleotide messenger RNA. The record is from the annotation of a GenBank genome assembly. NCBI's taxonomy places the organism in Eukaryota, Ciliophora, Spirotrichea, Euplotida, Euplotidae.